Messenger RNA from Penicillium lagena, 492 nucleotides. Its product is annotated as ribonuclease P Rpr2/Rpp21/SNM1 subunit. The coding region runs from base 1 to 492 and encodes 163 amino acids. The record is from RefSeq and is a predicted model, not a curated record. The transcript has a single exon. NCBI's taxonomy places the organism in Eukaryota, Fungi, Ascomycota, Eurotiomycetes, Eurotiales, Aspergillaceae. Gene Ontology annotation, cellular component: nucleolar ribonuclease P complex. Gene Ontology annotation, biological process: tRNA processing.
AUGGCCAAAGGCAAGAAAGAGCCCAAAAAUGUCAACAGCCACAUCAAGGCCCGCCUGGCAUAUCUGCAGCAGGCCGCGGCCCAUUUCCAAGCCUCUGCCUCACAAGAUGCAGGCACCCGCGGUGUAGAAGACACCGACUCGACGCCUGCACCGCGCGACAGUCAGCCGAUGACCAAUCUGUCGAGGGUAUAUCUCUCCCAGAUGCGCGGGGUGUCCUUGAAAACGCAAACUCGACUCCCCAUCGAAGUGAAGCGGUCAUUCUGCAAGCGCUGCGAUACGCUUCUGGUUCCCGGGUUAAACUGCUCGCGUGAAGUGCAAAAUGCCAGCCGAGGCGGCAAGAAGCCCUGGGCGGAUGUACUGGUUGUGCGGUGUCUGGUCUGCAAGACUGAGAAACGGUUUCCUCAGACCGACAAGCGAGCCAAGAAGCUGAUUGAGCGGCGGAAGGAAGCGAUGCCACCAGUUGAAGUCGACAAACCAAUCAGCCGGACCUGA